AUGGCCGUGGCUGACGGCGGCUGGUGUGCGGUGAAGCGGUGCGCUGCGGACGCCGGCGGUUCCUCCUGCCCCUUCGCCACCAGGGAGCCGCGCCCGUCUCCUCCUUCGCCCUCCUCCUCCUCCUCUUCCUCCGGCGGCUCCCGGGCCGAGCGAGGCUCCUCCGAGACUCCACUGCCGGAGCCCGACGGCAGCCACCGGCCGGCCCCACCGCCCGUCGCCGAGGCCAGGUCACUGCUCGCCCCCUACGUGCACUUCGGGGGCCCUCACCCCUCCGGACGGCCCACCUGGGAGGACAUCGUGCUCUUGGCGGAUUUAGACCAAGCGAACAAGCUGAUCUGGUCCAGCCGCGGCCCACGGCUGAGCGGGCUCGGCGCCGAGCAGCCCGAGGAGAUGUACCAGACCCUGGCCAUCUCGGCCUCCCAGGGCCCCGCGCCCUACGACGGAUCUCCGGGCAGCUUCAUGCACUCCACACCCAGCUCGCCCGUCUACGUGCCCACGACCCGCGUGGGCUCCAUGCUGCCUACGCUGCCGUACCUGCAGGGCAGCGGGGCGGCCCAGCCCAGCCACCCGGGAGGCAGCCACGCCGUCUGGUCCCAGCCGGCAGCGGAGAGCCCCUCGUACAGCAGCGGAGGAGGCUCGCACCCCUCGGGUCGUUUCCCCUACUCUCCCAGCCCGCCGGUGGCUAACGGGGCCUCCCGUGAGCCCGGCGCCUACAGCAACAGCCUAGGCGCCAGGGACCAGUACAGCCCCUUGGCCCGGCCGCUCAACGGCUCCUACCCGGGGCCCUACACGUCCUACGUGGGGCCGCAGCUCACCCCCGCCUGGCCCACGGCCCCUUUCGAGAACUCCAUGCUGCACUGUCUGCAGGGCCGGGCUGCCCCCAUCCCUGUCCGGGCACCCAGCGCAGAGCUGUUGGAGGACCUGUCCGAGAGUCGGGAGUGCGUCAACUGCGGCUCCAUCCAGACCCCGCUGUGGCGACGGGACGGCACCGGCAACUACCUGUGCAACGCCUGCGGGCUCUACACCAAAAUGAACGGACUCAGCAGGCCCCUCAUCAAGCCCCAGAAGAGAGUGCCCUCGUCCCGGCGGCUGGGCCUGUCCUGUGCCAACUGCCACACCACGACCACCACCCUGUGGCGCAGGAACGCGGAGGGAGAGCCUGUCUGCAAUGCCUGUGGCCUCUACAUGAAGCUCCAUGGGGUUCCUCGACCUCUUGCUAUGAAAAAAGAAGGAAUUCAGACCAGGAAGAGAAAACCUAAGAACAUCAAUAAGUCCAAGGCAUGCUCUGGAAACAGCACAACUGCAGUUCCUAUGACUCCAACAUCCACCUCCUCUACUAACUCAGACGACUGCAGCAAAACCGCUUCCCCCAGCGCGCCGACCGCAGCCUCCGGGGCAAGCUCCUCCGUGAUGCCUGGCCCAGGAGAGAGCACCAGUCCUGAAAGCAGCAGCCUGAAGUAUUCUGGUCAAGAUGGGCUGUACACAGGAGUCAGCCUGAGCUCCACGGCCGAAGUGACGGCGUCGGUGCGGCAGGACCCCUGGUGCGCCCUGGCUCUGGCGUGA
Molecule: messenger RNA, 1563 nt
Organism: Dryobates pubescens (Downy woodpecker)
Lineage: Eukaryota; Metazoa; Chordata; Aves; Piciformes; Picidae
Gene: GATA6
Product: GATA binding protein 6
Exons: 6
Coding region: 1-1563 (520 amino acids)
Biological process (GO): epithelial cell differentiation; negative regulation of transcription by RNA polymerase II; positive regulation of transcription by RNA polymerase II
Cellular component (GO): nucleus
Molecular function (GO): RNA polymerase II cis-regulatory region sequence-specific DNA binding; zinc ion binding; DNA-binding transcription factor activity, RNA polymerase II-specific
Source: RefSeq, a predicted model, not a curated record